CCGAAAAUGGAGUCUAAAAGUAACUCUUCGGAUACUUCUAAUGAUAGUGAAGAAGAUCAUAAGAAGACAAGACAGAUGAUCUAUGGUAAAGAAGAGGAAACAAAUAUGGAAUCAACAGACUAUUCGAAUUUACUCGAAGGAGCUGAAGCUUUAGCUCAAGCAAUCGAGCUAGCCAGAGAUCCAGAGAAUAGUAAAUCUAAAACUAAUUCCAAAGAGAAGGAGAGCAAGGGACAUAAGGAUGAUAUGACCCCACCUAAGAAGAAUAAUUAUAUGUACAUGGAUGAGAGCGAAGGUGAGGAUGAAGAUGAUGAUGACAAUUAUGGGUACCCCUCUAAAGACGAUUACUUUGCAGACCUAGCUGAAGGAGAGAUCGUCCUUGACGAUGACUCUGACUACCCACCCUAUGGAGAAGGUGAAGAUGAAGAGAACGAAAACGCUAUUGACCAGUUAAAAAGGUUUUUACAUAUGAAGGGAGAAGAACAAAGCCCAAGUAAAAGUAAAGGAAGUCUGAAGGAAGAAAAGAAGAAAGUUCAUCCAAAGACACCUCAACAGAAACCUACUGUAAAGCGGAGUUAUAGAGAAGACGAAGAAAAAGCUCCAUUUACUCCUCUUUGAGAUAUCAUUGACCAAGAGAUGCUCAAUGACAGCGAUUCUAGUGAAGAUGAGGGUCUCCCAGACUACCGCAUUGGUGGUUACCAUCCAGUACAUGUGGGAGAGGUCUUUUUGGACAGAUACAUUGUCAUCCAAAAGCUUGGCUGGGGACAUUUCUCCACAGUCUGGCUUACCAAAGACUUGAAGUUCGAUACUUUUGUAGCAUUGAAAGUUCAAAAGAGUUCCCAGAAUUAUCUCGAAGCAGCCUAUGAUGAGGUAGAAAUUCUUGACUGAGUAUCCAAAAAGUGGAAGACUGAGGUUUGGCAGGAUUCAUUAAACCAUUAUUACAGAAAGCUUAAUGAGGAAGAGAAGAAGAGUACAAAUAAUAGUGACUGUUAUUGUGUCCAGUUGUUGAACUCCUUCCUUCACUACGGACCUAAUGGCAAGCAUUUCGUGAUGGUCUUUGAGAUCAUGGGUGUAAACUUACUCGAGGUUAUCAAGAAAUAUGACUAUAAAGGAGUACCUAUCCCAUUAGUAAGAUCAAUGGCAAGACAAUGACUGAUCGGAUUGGAUUACUUACACAGACUUUGUAACAUCAUUCACACAGAUUUGAAACCAGAAAAUGUUCUGAUCUGUCUUACAGAGGAAGAGGUCGAUCAGAUCGCUCGGGAAAAUCGACUGAAACAUGGGAAAAACAGUCAAAAGCACUUGAAGAAAGAUAGAAAUAUCGCUCAAUUAGCGCUAGGAAAUGCUUUUAAGAACAUUAUUACUGGUGAGAAGCCUGUUGUUGCUUCCUCGAUCCCAGAUGCACCUGUAGAACUGAAGCCAAUAGACCUUACAAAGCCAUUGCAAUAUGACAACUGAGAAGGGUUUGAAGUAACAACUUAUGCAGAGAUUAUUCCUGGAUAUUCUGAGUUCAACAAGAACAAGAAAAAGAAGGCCCGAGCUAAGCAUCAAACUGAGCUCCUCGAAGUCAACACGAAGAGAUUUGAGGAAUUUGUAGCUGCUUCAAAGCAAAAUGCCCAACUUGCAAAAGAAAAAGAGCAAACGGAAGAUGACAAAGCUCAGGUUAUUCAAGACAGUAAAGACAAAGAUGAAGGUGAAGAGGAAGAAAAGGAAAAAUCUGAUAAAAAGGGCCCUAAGAUCGAUGAAAGAGUAAGGCUCAAGAUCUGUGAUCUUGGUAAUGGGUGCUGGACCCACCACCAUUUCUCAUCAGAGAUUCAAACAAGGCAGUAUAGAUCUCCUGAAACCAUCAUCGGGUUGACCUAUGGAACUUCUGCUGAUAUAUGGAGCUUCGCCUGUAUGAUCUUUGAAAUUAUAACUGGUGACUUCCUAUUCGAACCCAGGAAAGGGCAUAAUUUUGAUAAAGAUGAUGACCAUUUAGCCCAAAUGAUGGAGAUUUUAGGAAAAAUGCCUAAAAACAUUGCUUUCUCAGGAAGACUUUCGAAAAGAUUCUUCGACAAAACUGGGCAUCUACUCAAAAUUAGAGGACUCCAGCACUGGCCAUUAAAGAAGGUCCUAAUGGAGAAAUAUAGGUUUGUUGAAAACGAAGCAGAAGCAUUGGCAGACUUCCUUCUUCCAAUGCUUGAAUGGUACCCUGAAAAGAGAGCUACUGCCAAAGAAAUGCUAGAACAUCCAUGGCUCUCGAUGGAAUCCAAUUACGACUACUUACUAAGUGAGAGAGAUUACCAAGUUAUGAUGCUCAAAAAUAGACUAAACAAUGAGCCUGCUGGAGAGGAUAAUAAAGAGAUGAGUGAGCUCGGAGAAAGCGAUAAUGACCUAUUCAAUGCUGAUUGUGAGGACUUUAACUCUACCAUGUCAGAUGAUGACACUGAUGAUGAAUUAUUUGUCACAAACGGUACAAAGACUAUUGAUAAAAAGAACUAUUUCAGUGAAGACGAGGAUAUUGACACUAGAUUGCCAGGCCCUAACUACUUAAAUAACUCCUUCACUGGGGCAUAUCCGGAGGACAUGAACAGAGAUUAUGCUGAUAAAGGUCCAAACCAACAAUUUUUGAACCUUGAUGAUGAUUAA
This is a messenger RNA of Moneuplotes crassus, 2625 nucleotides long. The record is from the annotation of a GenBank genome assembly. NCBI's taxonomy places the organism in Eukaryota, Ciliophora, Spirotrichea, Euplotida, Euplotidae.